AUCACAAAUCCUCGUCAGUGAAAUUGAAAGUAGUAAGCAAAAAAAAUGUCAGACCUCGACAAGUGGAUUGAAAUUGCCAAAGAGUGCAAAUAUUUGCCUGAAAAUGAUCUCAAAAAAUUAUGUGACAUGGUGUGUGAUUUACUUUUGGAAGAGUCAAAUAUUCAACCAGUAUCAACACCAGUAACUGUUUGUGGUGAUAUUCAUGGCCAGUUUUAUGAUUUGGAAGAAUUAUUUCGUAAUGGUGGACCAGUGCCUGAUACAAAUUAUAUAUUUAUGGGUGAUUUUGUUGACAGAGGCUACUAUAGUCUUGAAACAUUUACAAGAUUAUUAACAUUAAAAGCUAAAUGGUCUGAUAGAAUAACACUGUUACGAGGUAAUCAUGAAUCUCGACAAAUAACACAAGUUUAUGGUUUUUAUGAUGAAUGUGAAAUGAAAUAUGGUAAUGCAAAUCCAUGGAAAUAUUGCUGUCGAGUUUUUGAUUUACUUACAAUUGCAGCAUUAAUUGAUGAACAAGUACUUUGUGUACAUGGUGGUCUUUCACCACAAAUCAGAACGUUAGAUCAAAUUAGAACAAUUGAAAGAAAUCAAGAAAUUCCUCACAAAGGUCCUUUCUGUGAUUUAUUAUGGUCAGAUCCAGAAGAAGUUGAUGCAUGGUCUGUUAGUCCAAGAGGAGCUGGAUGGUUAUUUGGAAGUAAAGUUACUCAUAAAUUUAUGGAAAUAAAUGAUUUAGAACUUAUAUGUAGAGCUCAUCAAUUAGUUCAUGAAGGUUAUAGAUACAUGUUUGAUGAUAAACUUGUGACUGUAUGGUCUGCUCCAAAUUAUUGUUAUCGGUGUGGUAAUGUUGCUAGUAUAUUGCAAUUUCAAAGUGUCAAUGAAAGAAACACUGUACUUUUCCAAGCUGUGCCUGAUAAUGAACGUGUUAUUCCAUCAGUAACAGUUACACCGUAUUUUUUGUGAUCAAAUAUCUCUUUUAUUAUUAAUUUAAAUAAUUUUUUUUUUUUUUUUUUUUUUUUUUUUUUAAAAUCAUUCAAUAUAAAUGAUUAGGAAAAUAUUUAAAUGAUUAACAACAUAAAUACAUUUUGAUAUAAAAACUAAAUGAAUACAAAAAAAAAAACGAAAAAAAAAAAAAGAAAAAGAAGAACAAUAAGAGAAUUAGCAAUAUAAUUAUAAAAAAAAAAAAAGACGAAAAGACAAAUGUUUUUAUUAUCAAUUUAAAAAAUUCCAUCGUCUUUCCACUUAAUCAACUUUUGUUUAAAUUUAUAACACAAAGUUGUUACUAUUAUUAUUAGUAUGAUAUGUUUAUUAUUAUUUUCAAUAUACACACAACAAAAUCAAUGUAAAUUUUUACUUUUUUUUUCUUUUUUUUUGAAUAGGCAUUUUUUGUCUAGUGUAAAUUUUUUAAUCAUCUUGUGCAAAUAUUAUCAAUCGAAAUAAUAAACAUGAGCUUUUGCAUAAUUUAUAUAUACACAUUAUAUAUAAAAAGAAAAAAAUACAAUUAAAAUAAAUAAACAAUAGAAAAUAUUACAAAUAUAUAUUAUUAAAAUAUAAAAAUCCAACAAAAUAAAAUAUUUCAUAUCAAUUUUGUUGGAUAAUUAUUUGUCAUCAGUAUUUUUGAAUUCAGGUGUUUGUUUAAUUAUAAAAAAAAAAAAAUUUUUUAACAAUUUAUUUUUUAUUUUAUUCUAUUUUUUUAAGUAAUAUUAAUAAUUUUGAAAUUUUUUAAGUAUCUUUAUAAUAUAUGAUUAUGUCAAUAAAUGAUAUAAACACCUGGAUUCAAUUAAUCGACGACAGUUUAAUGCGAUUUAUACCACGAAAAAUACAAAUAAAAAAAUAAAAUAAUAAUUCAAUGAAAUUAUAAAUGAAAAUGUUGAUAUGGCACUGGCUAUCAAAAUGAGUAUUUAUUGAUUUUAUCAACAUUGUGAUAAUAUAGCUAAUCAAGCUAGCGAAGGAUCAACGUGUGUAAAAAUAAUUUACCCAAACAAUUAUAAAAAACAAAAAAAAAAUGAAAUAAGUUAAGGGUUCAAUGAUAGUUUUAGUUUAUACAUUAGUUUGUUUCGGUUAUUGUGUCCACCGUAAACCCUUCGAGCAGUGCCUUUAGAAGCCUACACACAAGAUGAUGAUAAUGAUGAUGAUGGUAUAUUAAUAGAAAAUUAAUUAAAAAAUUGGAAUUACGUUUAAUAAAAAAAAACAAAAAAAAUUAAAAGCUUCUUUUGCCCUAAUAAGUAAAAAUUCAGGCAACGAUGCUCAAUUAAAAUUUUAAUUUAAAAAAAAAAAAUAAUUUAAAAUUACUACACUAAUUAUUGUAUUAUUAUUUUUUUUUUUUUUUUUUUUUUUUUGUAUUGUAAAAAUUAAAAAAUAAUUUUUACUUUUUAAAAAUAUAAAAAUUUCAUUAAAUUUUUGUAAAUAUAACAGUGUGAUUUUCAUCUAAUAUAAAAUUUUAUUUUUCUUUUUGUCAAUUAUGGAAAAAAAACUGUUUAAUAAUUAUUUUUAAUUUUCAGGUGAAAAUAUUUUAUAUAUAUAACUGUAAAAAAAAAAAAAAUUAAAAAGAAAUACCAUUCAAUGAGUUUCAA
Messenger RNA from Aphidius gifuensis, 2567 nucleotides. RefSeq names its product serine/threonine-protein phosphatase 6 catalytic subunit (gene PpV). NCBI's taxonomy places the organism in Eukaryota, Metazoa, Arthropoda, Insecta, Hymenoptera, Braconidae. Gene Ontology annotation, molecular function: protein serine/threonine phosphatase activity. The record is from RefSeq and is a predicted model, not a curated record. Gene Ontology annotation, cellular component: cytoplasm. The transcript has 7 exons. Bases 46 to 957 code for a protein of 303 amino acids. Gene Ontology annotation, biological process: peptidyl-serine dephosphorylation; G1/S transition of mitotic cell cycle.